Messenger RNA from Neohortaea acidophila, 1383 nucleotides. Its product is annotated as Alpha/Beta hydrolase protein. NCBI's taxonomy places the organism in Eukaryota, Fungi, Ascomycota, Dothideomycetes, Mycosphaerellales, Teratosphaeriaceae. Gene Ontology annotation, molecular function: peptidase activity. Bases 1 to 1383 code for a protein of 460 amino acids. Gene Ontology annotation, biological process: proteolysis. The record is from RefSeq and is a predicted model, not a curated record. The transcript has 2 exons.
AUGAAGCUCAAUAUCGCUCCGGCCAAGAUCGUCAGCCAGCAAUCACAUAUCGUGUAUGGCAAGAUCAAAGUGACGGAGCACUUCUUCGACGUGCCCAAAGACUACUCCAAACCAGACGCGGGCACCAUUCGCGUGUUCGCGCGCAGCGCUCGCAAACAUGAAAGCCCCAUUGUCCCCGACACGUCCAAGGACAAGCAGCAAUUGCCGCUCAUGUGCUACCUUCAAGGCGGGCCGGGCUUCGGCUGUGGACCGCCACAGCACAAUCCCUUGACGCAGACCAUCCUCGACAAGGGAUACGAGCUGUUGUAUCUCGAUCAGCGCGGCACGGGGCUUAGCACGCCCAUCACCGCCUCCACUCUGCAGAUGCGAGGCGACAAUGCGGUGCAGACGCGCUAUCUCAAGCUCUACCGAGCGGACAAUAUCGUGCGGGAUUGUGAGGCCAUUCGCAAAGCUCUCACCGCCGACUACCCCGAGGAGAAGCAAAAAUGGAGCAUUGCGGGCCAGAGCUUCGGUGGUUUCUGCAGCCUCACCUACCUCUCGUUCUAUCCCGAGGGCCUGCGCGAGAGCUUCAUCUUCGGCGGCCUGGCUUCCCUCACCGCCGACGCGGACGAAGUCUACCGACGCACGUACAAGCGCACCGUCGAACGCAACCAAGCCUACUACGCCAAAUACCCCGAGGACGUCGAGCGCGUGAAGAAGAUCAUGAACUACCUGCAGCGCUUCGGCGACGGUAAAAUCAAGCUGCCCUCUGAAGGCAGCCUCACGCGCCGCCGCUUCCAGCAACUCGGCAUCGCCUUCGGCGGGCACGGCGGGCUCGACAGCGUGCACGACAUCGUCCUGCGCGCCGCCACCGACAUCGACGCUUUCGGCCAUCUCACCCGCACUUCUCUCUCCACCAUCGACUACGCCGCGUCCUUCGACGACGCCCUCAUCUACGCCAUCCUCCACGAACCCAUCUACUGCCAGGGCGAAGGACCCGCCAACUGGUCCGCACACCGCAUCAUCUCCGACUUCCCGGCCUUCGACCUCGACAAGAAAGACGGCGCGCCCAUCUACUUCACCGGCGAGAUGAUCUACCCGCACAUGUUCGAGGACUACAGCGAGCUGCGCCAAGUGGAAGACGUAGCCAACCGCGUCGCGGCGGAGACCGACUGGCCCAAAUUGUACGAUGUCGAGCAGCUGGCGCGCAAUGAGGUGCCCGUGUAUGCGGCGGCGUACGUGGAGGAUAUGUAUGUUGAUUUCGAGCUGAGCAUGGAGACGGCGAGGCGGGUGAAGGGGUGCAAGGUGUUUGCGACGAAUGUGCUGUUUCAUAAUGCUGUGCGGAGUCGGAUGGAUGAGGUGGUGAAGCAGCUUUUUGCGUUGCGGGAUGAUGUUGUUGAGUGA